CGGUUGUCAUGGCAGUGCAGUCAGGAAAGUGCUUAGGGAUCUCGGAGGAGAGAGAGCGGCAUGCUUUGACCACAGACGCACUGUACUCAGUCUAGAGAACUGCAGCAAUUUCAGCACCAUGAGAUGCACCUUCACCAGCACAAAACACGUCCAGUUCCGUUAAGACAUCGCUUGACCACUGGAGGAAGCUUUGCUUUUUAUGUGAUAAGGGGUUAUCACAAAUAGGCCCCAGCUCCUGGUCCUUGCUGUCCAGCACGCCCUCAAUUAUUUUCACUUCUGAAGAUGUCCAAUAGUAAUAACGCUCAAGAAACUUUGGAAAUCAUGAAGGAAUCGGAGAAGAAAUUCGUGGAGGAAUCUGUAAUCAAAAAUAAAUCCAUGUGCAGAUCUUCCAGUAAAGAGGAGGUGGAAAAAGAGGUGGAUGAGUCGAAUGCACAGUUGGAGACACAGCGAAAAACACAGAACCACGGACACUCGAGGAGAAGAUCCAAGUCCAAUUCUAAGUUAAAAUUGGUGCGGAGCCUAGCUGUGUGUGAAGAGUUUUCCAAUCUCUUCACAGGCGAAGGGACUCAGGAUAUCCAGGAUGUUAUCCAACUGCAGUUCACUUGCCCUUCUGAUAAAGAAGAAGAAAAGUCUUCGAAGGAUGGCUCGGAGAAAGAGGAAAAGAACAAAGAAAAACUGGAGCGAGGUCCGAGGAAAAUGCUGUCAAGAGAUUCUAGCCAGGAGUACACCGACUCCACUGGAAUCGAUCUGCACGAGUUUUUAGUAAAUACACUGAAGAAUAAUCCCAGGGACAGGAUGAUGCUGCUAAAAGUAGAACAAGAUAUUCUGGACUUUAUCAAUGAUAAUAAUAAUCAAUACAAAAAAUUUCCCCAGAUGACCUCCUACCACAGGAUGCUCUUACACCGGGUGGCCGCCUACUUUGGGAUGGAUCACAACGUUGACCAAACUGGAAAAGCCGUCAUAAUUAACAAGACCACGAAUACAAGGAUACCGGAGCAGAGGUUUUCAGAGCACAUAAAAGAUGAAAAGAGUAUGGAUUUUCAGAAGAGAUUUAUACUCAAAAGGGAUGACACUAGUCUAGAUAAAGAUGACAACCAGAUGAGAGUGCCCUUGCGAGACGAUCGGAGGAGUAAGUCGAUAGAAGAGAGAGAGGAAGAGUACCAGAGGGUCAGAGACCGAAUAUUUGCUCGAGAAUCUUCAUACAAUGGCUAUCUGACAGACAACAGACUCUCCAAAGAAGGCAGUUCCUCUAGUUUGCAAAAAAGGAGGCAGAUUUUUAGGGGAAACCGAGAGUGCCUGAGCAGGGCUUCGAGCAGCCGGCAGAGCAGCACGGAGACCGAGCUGAAAUCCUCGGAGCCCAGGCCGUGGAGCAGCACCGACUCCGACAGCUCCAACCGCAGCCUGAAGCCCCCGGUGACCAAAGCCAGCAGCUUCAGCGGCAUCUCCAUCCUGACCCGGGGGGACAGUGUCGGCAAGAGCCCGGGCAACAGGGUCUCCAAAACGGGUUUGCCGCUUGCUUCUCCCGAGAUCACAUCGUCGGGGUAUAAUAUUCCCUCCGCACAUCAACCUGGGAGGGCUCUUCUGUCUAACCCUACACAGCAGCUCUCACCAGCACCUCAGCAACAACCGAUGACAAAUCACAUGCUGUCACAACCCCUGCCAUCUCUGCAGCCCUCUGUACAGCCUGUCCAGUACUCUGCCAACUCUUGCCCCCAAGUUCUCCUGCCAGUCUCGCCUCCCCAGCAGUACACUAUGGUACAUGUCAACAGUUCUCCUGAAGAACUCGGCAGCCCCUUCGGACAGAUAAGUCUUAGCCGCCAAGGAUCCACCGAAGCCCCUGACACCACCUCUGCCGUUUACCAAACCCCCGUCAUAUCACAGGCCAGCUACAUCAUGGCCUCGCCAGCCCAGUCCCUCUCCGCCCCGCAAUACGCAACGACCGGACAUCCCACCGCUCAACAGGUGCUCCAGCCAGGCUACAUGCAGUCCCCUCCGCAGAUUCCUGUGUCCUAUUACCCUCCCGGGCAGUACCCGAGUUCCAACCAGCAGUUCCGUCCUCUCUCCCAGGUUCCGUACAACGCUCAGCGCACUCAGCAGCUGCCCCAACCGUCACAGCAAACAGCUUUGCAGGGUGUAGUUCCAAACCAGCAACAGACCUACCAGGGCAUGAUCCAACAGCCCCAGCCACCAGGCUUGAUCAGCAAUCAGAGAAGCAAUCCGGGAAACCAGAUGCAAGGAAUGAUGGUGCAGUAUUCAUCUGUUCCGUCGUAUCAGGUGCCAAUGGCCAGCGAUUCGCCGGGAGUCGUACAGCAGCCAUACCAACAGCCGGUGAUGGUGCCCAGCCAGUCUGUACAGGGAGCACUCCCGGGCGGGGGAGUCCCAGUGUAUUAUAGUGUUAUCCCAGCCUCCCAGCAAAACAGCACAAGCCAAUCGGUUGGAUUCCUUCAGCCUCCCGGCCCAGAGCAGUACCAGAUGCCUCAGUCUCCUUCUCCGUGUAACCCACCACCGAUACAGCAACAGUACACAGGUGUGGCCGCGCCAGGUCACGGAGUGGUCGUCAUGCAGCUGAGCGUCCCCAAUGGGCCUCAGCCCCCCCAGACGCCCCUGUUGUCCCAGUGGAACCAGUGCAAGUACUACACGGUGGAGCAGAGGGGGCAGAAAUCCACAGAGCUGUACAACCCUGACACCCCCACACAGGUCAACGCACAAUUAAGCAGCCCGCUGAGCUCUCCAACCCAGUCGCCAACGCCAACCCCGGUGACUAACGUGACCAGCGUAUGUCCUGGUUUGGCACCACUGCCGCUGAUCGCUCAGUUCUCGAGACCUGUGGGGCCAGCACAAGGUGACACCCGUUACUCCUUACUCGGCCAGCCUUUGCAAUACAACCUGCCAGUGUGCCCUCCUCCAGUAAUCCACGGACAGUGUCAGUACUCAGCUCAUCAGGGGUCCUGCGGAGCGAAGCACAGUAAACGAGGGAAGAAACCAGCUCUGAAAUCGGCUUCCACAGAUCUUGGCACGGGAGAUGUCGUGCAUUGGAGCAACAUCAGCCUGCCAGGAUCCUUCGCAGUUGUCGGUCGGAUACUGGAGGUAACGGACCUUCCCGAAGGAAUCACCCGUACCGAGGCCGACAAACUUUUCAGCCAGCUCUCCAUGUCCGGUGCCAAAAUCCAGUGGCUCAGAGACUCUCAGCAGCGCGGUGUCGGCGGCGGCGGUGGCUCAGGUGACUGCAACCGGUCGGCUGAGCACUCGAGGAGCGCUGGUGACUUAGCCGCACUUUAUACCAUCGUUGCCGUGUUCCCCUCCACCGUGGCCGCCCAGAACGCCACCGUCAGACUCAAUAACUCCACAAACCGCUUCAAGCUGCGGUCGGCCAAGAAGAGCUACGACCUCCGGGUCCUCGAAAGGGCCAGUUCUCAGUGACGGACUGAGGGAUGGACAUUUGGAAGGACCCCCCCACCUUCCCCCCCGACGCUCACACACGCACACACACACACAC
Molecule: messenger RNA, 3496 nt
Organism: Callorhinchus milii (elephant shark)
Lineage: Eukaryota; Metazoa; Chordata; Chondrichthyes; Chimaeriformes; Callorhinchidae
Product: R3H domain-containing protein 2
Molecular function (GO): nucleic acid binding
Source: RefSeq, a predicted model, not a curated record